Trichomycterus rosablanca is the source of this 1589-nucleotide messenger RNA. It is a transcript of the gene actmap, whose product is annotated as actin maturation protease. The coding region runs from base 336 to 1235 and encodes 299 amino acids. The record is from RefSeq and is a predicted model, not a curated record. The transcript is spliced from 7 exons. NCBI's taxonomy places the organism in Eukaryota, Metazoa, Chordata, Actinopteri, Siluriformes, Trichomycteridae.
UUGCGUUAUUUUUAUUUUGUUUAAAUUUAAGUUUUAUAUAUUAUACAGAUAUAGAAGAUACAUUCGGGUGAAUGUUCACGACGCCACGAUCUGUUUUAUUUCCUUAUUAGGAAUUUCUAUGUUCAGGAUGCUUAGUGUGUUCCAAAUAGCCUCUGUUGGUACAUGUAGUGCACUACGUAGGGUGCAUCCGCAGUUUAUUUCUACCAUAUGUAGUGAGGUAAUAUAGGGAGUAAGGAAUCGUUUAAGAUUCGCCCCUAAACCGGUGUACCAUAACAGUGGCUCUGUAAUGGAGUUAAAAAGACUGGGUUUUAGAAAAGUCUGAAAAGGAGAAGAAAAUGCCGAUGGAUCCUCUGUCUCCUCCACCACCUCCACUUCCUCCACCCCAUCUCUCAGCCCUAGCCCCUUCAGUACCCAGUAAGAAGAAGCUCUAUCAGGCUAUAGCUGAGGGCAAGACCGUUGUUGAAGGCGACUUUGACGAGGCUCUUCAGCUUCUCGCACAGAGAGAAAGCAGUUUUAGGAAGGACCUACAGUGGGUGCUGUUCAACAAGUAUGUACCUUCACUGAUUCAGGAUGGCCCCACAUGUGGCCUGGUGGCGUUAUGGAUGGCAUCUCAUUUAUUAAAGCCUACCAUGACCAUAUCCAUGAAGCAGAUCAUACAGACAUCACUGGAUAAAGGCUUCACUGCACAGGGGGAAAUGUUUUCAGCCAGUGAUAUGGCUCAGCUUGCACAGGAGGUGUGUGGCUGCAGAGUUCAGAGACUGUCUGGUGGUAUGACUGGAGACAACGUUCCACUUAUCCUCAAACAUCUCACCGAUGGACAACCGAUCUUAAUACCAUACGAUGAGGAUUUUAAUCAUGAGCCUUGUCUACGUAGUGGUCACAAAGCACACUGGGCAGUAGCUUCAGGUGUGGUUCUCGGCCUGCCUCAGGGUUCUGUAUCUAGUCACCGGCUCCGCACUGAAGCCACCCUGCCGUGGGUGCAUCUCUCCCAAGAAAACCCUCCUGAUAAUUGGCUUGCGGAGGCAGUCGAGGUUUACAUCUUAGCCAAACAGGGCAAGAGUCUGCGCUACCAGCUGUGGAAGUUAGAAACCGUGGCUCAGAGUAACGGCCAGCUCAGAGAACUGGACCCUCAGAGAGCCGCUGAUGGAUCGUACUAUGUCCUGCCCCCCGGUGGGGUGGAAGAGGGUCUGUCAGGGCAGGUGGUGCUGCUUUAUUCCUGCUCACAGACAAACUAAUCAUACAAGGACUGAACGGUCCAGGACAUUUCACCCUGAAGCUGCUUCUGUAAAUGUAUUUGAGGUUUCAUCCACUAGGUGGCCUUAAGUCCAUUAUAUUUCUGAAACGGUUGCAGUUCUGGGAAAUUCAUAAGGCCUUUUGAUUUCAGCCCCUGGAGGCAAGAAUUAUUUUUGUAAGAAGGUUUUAAGAAGAGCAUUUAUCGUAAUUAUUUAGUGUCAUUUCAUUUCAACUUUACACUUGAAUACUAGACAAAAACUAUUCUUAGACUGCUAGUGUCCAAAGACUUUCAUUUUAUAUAAACCUAUUUAUAUGCAAUUCACAUUUAUUGGUUGUUUAUUAACGUAUUAACUCUA